AUGGUUCCUGGGCAGAAGAAAAGAAUUGCACACACUGCAAAAUUUGAUGUACAGAACAACAAAGAAAUACUUGUGCCUUUUAAAGCUCCUCUUCCACAGCAGGCUUGCCAUACCAGAAUCCUGCAGGUACAGCAACAGGCAGCACAGAUAACAGCUGCUGUUAAAAGUGGACAAGCUUUUGUUGCUGCAACUUCUGGUCAGAAGAAAACUGUACCUGUAUUGUCAACUACUCAGAUUCAAAACAUAGGACCGAUGGUAUGUUUAAAUUUGCUUGAUGUUCAACCUGUUGCAACCAGCAGUGGUCAACUGAAUGUAUUCCUUCAAGGAAAUGCUGCUACAGUGAUGCCAUGCCGACCUUCUAAUAUUUCAGUAAAAAGGAUUUCUCCUAUGCCUAUUAAGGUUUCUAGUCGGAGAAGGCCUUCUGUGGUUCCGGAAUCUGGAUCUAAAGUUCCACAUGACACAAGACAACGAUAUGUCAACUUUUUUGUUGAAGAAUUUUUGAAAGUUUGUAGAACAGUAAAUGAAGCUUUUGAUAAGGCAUUGGUAGAAGAAAAAGCAAUUUAUGAUCGUUGUGGCAGUAAAAAUAUGUAUCUGAACAUAGCUGUGAACACCCUUAAAAAGCUGAGGGAUCAAGGCAGCCUUUCUCCAAAUGGGCAGUCUUCUGGGAACAGAUGUACUAAUGCAACUGGAUCUAGAAAAUCGGACGAGAAGAAUGGUUUUACAGGAGUUGUUCUCUACAGAAUUCUAAAAGACUAUGUUCUGACUGAAGAACAAAUGCAUGAGAAUGGCUACCCACAACCAAAUCCUGACAAACCUGGCAGUGCUAUAUUAGGCAAUGGCAUUACGAAAACAGCUGUAUCUGAUGCAUCCAAGAGAGUAUGUUGUAGAUGUGGAGAAAUAUACACUGUUACUACUUCAGGAAAGCACAUUCGUAAAGAAGAAUGCAAUUACCAUUCUGGCAGAGUACUAAGACAAAAAGUUCCUGGUGGUUUAGAAACACGGUAUAGCUGUUGUGAAGGAGUAGUUGGGUCUCCUGGAUGCCAAGUUGCAAAGCUCCAUGUCCAUGAUGGCCGAAAGGAGAACCUAGAAGGCUUUGUGAAGACAUUUAGCAAACUGCCAGCUGAUGGAAAUCAUGGUGUGUUUGCACUCGACUGUGAGAUGUGUUACACAACACAAGGUCUGGAACUUAUUAGAGUGACCGUGGUUGAUUCCAACCUACAGGUUGCCUACAAUACACUUGUUAAACCAGAUAAUGAAAUAAUAGACUAUAAUACUAGAUUUUCUGGAGUGACAGAAGAGGACUUGAAAAAUACAUCAUCUUCUAUUCGGGAUGUGCAGGCAAUAUUGCUAAACUUGUUCAGUGAUGAUACUAUUUUAAUUGGACACAGCUUAGAAAAUGAUUUAUUUGCUCUCAAGCUAAUUCAUAACACUAUUGUGGACACGGCAGUUGUGUUUCCUCAUCGGCUAGGCUUGCCUCACAAAAGAGCACUUAGAAACCUAAUGGCUGAUUACCUCAGACGAAUUAUUCAGGAUGAUGUUGGUGGUCAUGAUUCUAGUGAAGAUGCUGUUGCUUGUAUGGAACUGAUGCUUUGGAAAGUAAAGGAGGAUACGAAGGGCAGAAAAUGGUGAUUUUUCUUCAAGAAUGGUGUAAUCAGCCUGAAGCCACUGCCACUUCCAUAAUGUUUCAGUAUUAACCUCUCUGUGCGUGUUGCAAUCAGUGGGUGCUACCACAAAA
Messenger RNA from Pelodiscus sinensis (Chinese soft-shelled turtle), 1735 nucleotides. Lineage: Eukaryota; Metazoa; Chordata; Testudines; Trionychidae. The record is from RefSeq and is a predicted model, not a curated record.